Nematostella vectensis (starlet sea anemone) is the source of this 2511-nucleotide messenger RNA. Its product is annotated as CD151 antigen. The record is from RefSeq and is a predicted model, not a curated record. The transcript has 3 exons. Lineage: Eukaryota; Metazoa; Cnidaria; Anthozoa; Actiniaria; Edwardsiidae. Gene Ontology annotation, cellular component: membrane. Bases 287 to 1225 code for a protein of 312 amino acids.
UGAUUGCCCACCCAUUGUGUGACAGAUUGAAGUAAACAUGACAGGUCUUGUCCGUCACGUCUCAUCAACUGGACGACACAGCAACCAGCAGCUCGUGAAAUACUGUCAGAAACAAGACAAUAAAUUAUUAACCACCGCACACGAUCCGGCGCCAAAAAUAUAUAUAGAAUUGUAUUUAUCAAUGGAACCCUGAAACCAAGCGUCGUAAUGCAUUUACGAUGAAGAUGAUCAUCCUUUAUGAAACUCGUUGACAUGAACAGCCACUAGCGCAGCAGACCUCAGCAUCAUGGCGCUAGAUGGUCCCAAGGUGGUCACAUUCUGCAUUCUAGGCUUCACCGCGCUGUUUCUGAUCACCGGUCUCGGGCUUAUCAUAUUCGGCUCCACCCUGACCACGCCCUUCGGCGAGUACUUCUCGUUGCGAAAGGACGCGUUUGACACCCAAGUCGGGUUACGUGUCGGUCUGAUACUCCUUAUCCUGGCCAUAUCUGCGGUCACUAUCCUUGGCGCCUUUAAACAGAACAACAGGGUCCUCACCAUACUCGCGGUUCUAUUCUUUGUGAUAUUCGUAACGGAGAUAUCUCUUGGCGCCAACUCGCUUACUCUGAGGAAUGAAGGUAUCUCAAAGUCGUCAACAUCAGCCAGCGGUCUUCAGCUGCUGAGUAUCUAUGGAGAACACCCAGGCGUGACGGAAAUGAUUGACAACACUCAAAUGGGUUCAAUGUGUUGUGGCGUGACGGACUACAGGGAUUGGUUUACUUCCGGUUGGGCUGCUCGGCAGGGCGUGAGUAACCGAGUACCUAGCUCGUGCUGCAAGGUUCCUGUGCCUACGUGCGGAUGGGACAUGGACGUCAAAAACCCUGUCGACGUCAUCAACAUUAUCGGCUGCAGCGGCCUCAACUACGCACAGAACGACAGACUACGGGUCAUCGGCGGCGGAGGACUGGGACUAGCCUUCGUUCACUUGCUUUCUGUUCUCUCUCUUAUUAUUUUCUGCUUUUGCUUCAACACGGUCGGGGGACUGAGCCCGAUAGAUGCCUUAAAAGGCAAAGAAUCGGAAGUGCAAUCAGGGGGUGGCGAUUCAGAGGGACCCUUGAAAUCAGGUCCCUUGGGUCCAGGUUCUUCGCCGAAGAAAAAAAGGAAACCCAAGGCUGUUCAGGAGCCUUUUGAAGAUGACGAUGAUUUGCCAGAAAACUAUUCUAAAGACUUAUUGGAUAAGUCAAAGUAAAUACAGCAAAAGUACUCUCCUAGCAUAACUUUUCGAGACAUGAAAGUUGAACUUUCUGUGUCGAUCAUUCCUUUUCGAGACAUGAAAGUUGAACUUUCUUUUUCAAUCAUUCCUUUUCGAGACAUGAAAGUUGAAAACUCUGUCGAUCAUUUCUUUUCGAGACAUGGAAGUUGAGCUUUCUCUGUCGAUCAUUCCUUUUCGAGACAUGAAAGUUGAACUUUCUUUUUCAAUCAUUCCUUUUCGAGACAUGAAAGUUGAACUUUCUGUAUCGGUCAUUCCUUUUCGAGACAUGAAAGUUGAACUUUCUGUAUCGGUCAUUCCUUUUCUAGACAUGAAAGUUGAACUUUCUGUAUCGGCCAUUCCUUUUCGAGACAAUGAAAGUUGAACUUUGUAUCGGUCAUUCCUUUUCGAGACAUGAAAGUUGAACUUUCUGUAUCGGUCAUUCCUUUUCGAGACAUGAAAGUUGAACUUUCUGUAUCGGUCAUUCCUUUUCGAGACAUGAAAGUUAAACUUUCUGUAUCGGUCAUUCCUUUUCGAGACAUGAAAGUUGAACUUUCUGUAUCCGUCAUUCCUUUUCGAGACAUGAAAGUUGAACUUUCUGUAUCGGUCAUUCCUUUUCGAGACAUGAAAGUUGAACUUUCUGUAUCGGUCAUUCCUUUUCGAGACAUGAAAGUUGAACUUUCUGUAUCGGUCAUUCCUUUUCAAGACAUGAAAGUUUAGUUAGGAGACUGUAUCAAAGGUAAAUAUCUGCAAACCCCGAUAAUUAGAGCUAUCUAAAGAAUAAGCGCGUGGAUGGGAUUACAGGGAAAUAACAGUAUCCACAGUAUAGUCACAGUAUAGUUUUUGAAGGAAGCAAAUUAAGAGGUUAUUAAUAAAGUAUCGCAGUUCGAAUUAUCGGGGUGUAUGCGAGAACUGGUUUAUGGCGAUUGGAAAACCUGUUUAUUUUAUGGUGCAUUGCAAGGAAAUAUACAUAUUCAUUUGUAUAUUCAUAAAUAUACAUAUAUCCCCCCUCCAUCCCCCACGCGAAGAAGUUUUCUCAUAAGGCGCCCACGCUUGAAUUAUAUUUAAAAAAAUCCCCGAUAGGAAUAUGUUUAUAAAAAUUCCAUGGCAGUACGUGCGUUUUGUCCGGCAAAUUUCACUCGUAAUGAGGACGGCGUGACAUUUUAUUAGUCAUAAUCAUUUGUCAAGCUGUUCAUCUUCCGGUCUACUUGAUCACUAAACACCAGUGUAUAAUUGUAAAAAAUGUGAUAUGUAUAAUAUUGUAAAAUAAAAGAAUCAUAGAAUAA